AUGCAAAGCCCAGUUGACCCAUCAUCUGCUCCAAAGCUUGUACUCUACUCUUACUGGGAGAGCUCGUGUUCAUGGCGCGUGCGCUUUGCUUUAAAUCUUAAAGGUCUUCUUUACGACUACCGUGCUGUCAAUCUUGCAAAAGGAGAGCAGUUCACUCCAGAAUUUGAAAAACUAAAUCCACUUCACUAUGUACCUGUCUUGGUGGAUGGAGAUGUCAUUGUUUCAGACUCGUAUGCUAUUUUACUGUAUCUAGAAGAAAAGUAUCCUCAUAAUGCGCUUUUGCCUGCUGAUCCUAAGUUAAGAGCGAUUAAUCUCCAGGCUGCAAGUGUCGUAUCUUCAAACGUACAGCCUCUUCACAUGUUAUCAAUACUGAAAUAUGUUGGAAAAAAAUUUGGUAAUGAUGAGCAACUUGCGUGGGCUCGGUUCCAUAUCGAAAAGGGUUUUCUUGCUCUUGAAAAGCUCCUGAAGUAUUAUGCAGGCACAUAUUCCACUGGAGAAGUAGUUCAAAUGGCUGAUGUAUUUUUGGCCCCUCAAAUUGCAGUAGCUACGAAGAGAUUUAACGUUGACAUGUCGGGUUUCCCCACUUUGCGUGCAAUAUACGAGUCUUGCAAAGAUUUGCCAGAAUUUCAAGCUUCGUUGCCGGGUAGACAACCGGAUGCCAUGCAAUGA
This is a messenger RNA of Striga hermonthica, 669 nucleotides long. NCBI's taxonomy places the organism in Eukaryota, Viridiplantae, Streptophyta, Magnoliopsida, Lamiales, Orobanchaceae. The record is from the annotation of a GenBank genome assembly.